AUGUCCAUGACUCCAAAGGAAGAAGGCGCCGACGUCCCCCAGGACCAGAAGGCGGGAUGGGCCAGCUUCAUCAAGAGUCUCGCCCACAUGACCGGCGACCUCAGCUCUAUGACCGCGCCGCCGUUCAUCCUCUCGCCCACGUCGCUCACAGAGUUCCCUGCCUACUGGGCUGAGCACCCCGAGCUCUUCGCCGACAUCUCAGAGGGCGAGACCGAGGAGGACCGCAUGGAGCGCGUCUUCCUCUGGUUCAUUGCGACCCUCAAGGGCCAGUACACCACUCGUAACGAGAAGAUGGGCUCGGAGAAGAAGCCUCUCAACCCCGUCCUCGGCGAGCUCUUCUACGGUACCUGGCCAGACGUCGAGGGUCGCGGCGAGACCGUCCUCAUCUCGGAGCAGGUGUCGCACCACCCUCCCAUCACUGCCUACUACGUCGAGAACAAGAAGGCUGGCGUUGCGCUUCAGGGCCAUUCGGGCCAGAAGACAUCGUUCUCCGGCACGUCGAUCCUUGUCAAGCAGUCUGGUCAUGCGAUGCUGUUCGUGACGCCCAAGAAGACGGGCAAGCAGGAGACGUACCUCAUCACGCUCCCAAAGCUCCGCAUCGACGGCAUCAUCUGGGGUUCUCCGUACAUUGAGCUCACCGACUCUUCGGCCAUUCAGGCCAGCACUGGCUAUGGUGUGCAGAUCGACUACAAGGGCAAGGGGUACUUCUCUGGCAAGGCUCACAUGUUCAAGGCCAAGAUGACCAAGGCGUCCAAGACGAUCCAGACCUUUGAGGGCGAGUGGACUGGCGUGUCCAAUGUCGGCUCCUCCAAGGGCCCAGUGUUCUACGACGCCGACGCGCCCAAGGAGGAGAUCACCGUCAAGCCCAUUACCGAGCAGGGCCAGUGGGAAAGCCGCAACCUGUGGCAGAAGGUGGCCAACGGUAUCCGCGGCGGCGACUUUGAGGCGGCAGGCCGUGCGAAGAGCAUCAUCGAGAACGAGCAGCGGCAACGCCGCCGGGAUGAGGUCGCGGAGGGUACAUCCUGGAAGCUGUGGAACUUUGAGCACGUCGAUUCGGACCCCGAGUUCCAGAAGCUCGUUGCGAUGAUGAACGACAAGACGCAGCCAACGACCGAGGACGCAUACGUCUACAGCGGGGAGCACUACAAGCAGCUCCUGGCUGGUGCGUCGGCUGAGUCGGCUGCUGCGGCACCGGCACCGGCAGCGUAG
Messenger RNA from Cutaneotrichosporon cavernicola, 1209 nucleotides. RefSeq lists its product as uncharacterized. Bases 1 to 1209 code for a protein of 402 amino acids. The transcript is spliced from 5 exons. Gene Ontology annotation, cellular component: membrane; cytosol; intracellular membrane-bounded organelle. The record is from RefSeq and is a predicted model, not a curated record. Gene Ontology annotation, molecular function: oxysterol binding. Lineage: Eukaryota; Fungi; Basidiomycota; Tremellomycetes; Trichosporonales; Trichosporonaceae.